AUGGGUUACAAAAAGUAUACCGAGGGUUGGAUGUUUCAGGGCAAUAGACCGACAAGACCUACACAAGAAGAAAGGAGUCUAGCUCCUGAAGAAGCUGAUAUGCCAUCUUGGUUUCUUCCAUUUUAUCAGCACUACUCCGGCUUCAGUUCUAAGAUGAGAGAAAAUUUUGCUUCUCUUCAGGAUAAAAUCGCAAACAUUGAUAAAAAAUACACUUCAUUAGACCAACGCAUUGCUAAAAUAAAACACCAUGUCACACAAAAUAAAGAGAGUAAUGAAAAUGAUGAUGAAGAAGAAGCUGCAAGUGAAGAAGUUGAAGAUGAAGGAGAAGAUGAAGAAGAAGCUGAAGAAGAAGGGGAAGAUGCAGGAUAUGAUGAACAAGCAACUGAAGAAGAAGAAUAA
Messenger RNA from Malania oleifera, 399 nucleotides. RefSeq lists its product as uncharacterized. The transcript has a single exon. Bases 1 to 399 code for a protein of 132 amino acids. The record is from RefSeq and is a predicted model, not a curated record. NCBI's taxonomy places the organism in Eukaryota, Viridiplantae, Streptophyta, Magnoliopsida, Santalales, Ximeniaceae.